CUCCUCCUCCCAUCUCAUUCUGCAAUCACAAAGUGGGUCUCAUGCGGCGCUCACGAAGUGGGUGGUGGUGCUCGUGCAGGUCGGCAGCCACUAGUCGCCGUAUCCCAGACGGCGUCUACUGAACGGCGUCCAGUGGUCGGAGGCGGCGAGGGUGGAGCUCGCUCGGCAUGCUUGGGGGUUGCGAGAGGAAUGAAUGGUGGCUACUCCGAGAGAGUGAGAGACAGAGAGAGCGAGAGAUAGAGAGAUCAGCAAAACGCGUCUCUUGCUCUCUUGAGAUGUGUGCCUCUUACCUUAUUAUUGCCCCCCCUCCUCCUCUCAUAAUUGCAAUGGCACCAACCUUCGACUCAUGCAUCAACGCGCGUUGCACCACGCACAUGGAGGUUGAGGGUGCAUAUUUCGGCGCUGGGUGGUAGUCAGGAAGAAGAAGAAGCAGAAGAAGAUGACCAUGACUAUGACGAUGAUGCCUGGUUUGGAUUGGAGGGUUGUUGAAUUGGAGGGUCAUUUGAUGGUGAUCUGAUGUGAAGUGUGCAUUGCUGCUGCGGAGUUUUAAUGUGCGUUGGGUUCCUGUCUUGUGCCCGCGGGAAUUGGAAUGCGGUUUCUGUCUCUCUGGUUGUGGAGUUUGAGGCUGUGAGUGUGUGUUGAAGUUCUGUGUGUGUGUGUGUGUGGUGUGUCUCUGGUAUGGUUUGUUUUCCUGGUGGAAUUUGAUCCGUUUUCCGUGUAUGGGGUGGUAGGAUUGGAGCGUGUGAAGCAAUGUGAUGAGUGGAUGUGGCGUUGAGUUGGGUGCGAGGUCAUGGUUUUGUGUAACUGUUUCUUGUUGGAGAGAAUAGGAACGGGAGGAGUGCCUGUAUUGAGGAACGAUUUCCAACGAACAAAUGGCAUUGAACGAAUGUGGAGGAAUAUGUGUGUUUCAUGUCGGAAAGCUUGUUGCCCACGGUGCUUACAGAUUAGUGAGCGCUGUCUUUCUUCUGCAAAAUGGGUCAAUUCACAUUGAAGAUUCUUGUAGCCCGGUUGACGGUUGGGUGUAUUUCACAUCAGGUUGCGAUUGAGCCUCAAGCACCCAUUCGAGAUGAACUACCAUUCUCUUUGAAUUCUACCAGGAGAGCGUCGACGUAUGUUCGCUGCAAGUACCUCCUGGGACAAUUAGGUGAAAACUUGCUGACAUCUAUUGUCAUGGGGAAUAAAGUAACUCGGAGGUGCUCAACUGUGGAUGAGCGCUACACUCGGCUCCAAGGUUUAUAUCCUCAGCGUGGUGUCGAUCAAAAGAAAUUGCGCCGUCUUAUCUUGGAUUCCAAACUUGCUCCUUGUUUCCCUGGGGAAGAAGAGGCAAACGCCGAUUUCGAAGAGUGCCCAAUCUGCUUCUUGUCUUAUCCAAGUCUGAAUCGAUCCAAAUGCUGCUCAAAAGGCGUAUGUACAGAGUGUUUUCUGCAGAUGAAAUCUCCGCGCACAGCUCGGUCAAUACAAUGUCCCUUCUGCAAAUCUUACAACUAUGGUGUGGAGUAUCGAGGUGUCAAGUCACUGGAGGAGAAGGGUAUUGAAGCUGCUGAGGAGCAGAAGGUAAUUGAGGCCAAGAUACGGAUGCGUAAACGGGAGAUCUUAGAUGAUGAACAUCGGGAGCAGCGCAAGGAAGAGGGUUGUCACGCGUCAAGGGCUACUACUGAUGUACUUCCAAGCAGCCGUUUGCUAGAGCCUCCCCAACAAACUGAAACGCCCCCACAGGAGUCUGCUACAUCGGGCAUGUCCGAUAGGUCUAGUCCACGUGAUGAUCUGGACUCGUUGUGGAUCUGUGAGGAGUAUGGGAGUGAAGGAAGUUUGGCUCCCACUCCUGCCCCUAGCGCUGUUACCACCUAGCAUUCAACCGCGUCGUGGCCUGGAAUCUGCAGCUUCUCAGCAGCAUCAGCCUGGAUCCUACCCACCCGGCUUUUGUCGGCCCAGGUGUGGCUACAAGAAACAGGAUUUUAUGGGAAUUCCUCUAAUUUGUAGACGGUGAAAGAAAAGCAUGGUCAUGGGGUGUAGAUCUAAUCUGCCGCCGUGAGAACCUGCACAGUGGACACCAUAUUCUUGUGAAUUUACAACUAUUAGGUGACCAAUCUAUGGUGUUUUGUCAAGAGCCGAUGAAAUUGAUUUUGAUUUAGAAGAGAUUAUGGUGAUGGAGGCAAUGUGACAAUUUAUCCAGAAGCAAGGAUCGCGCCAUCGAAUGGCUCCAAAUCAGCUCUUAGACUUGGUUACUGAAUGUCAAGUCGAUGCCGACAUAGUGCCAGUAUAUCAUGCUCAACAUCUUGUAAUGUGAUUAUCAACAUCACUUGGCAGGGGGUCAGGCAAGUGCAACUGCUGCAAUGGCAGAGUGGCACGUCAUCGAAAGUGAAGCUACGUCUGCGCCACCGGACGCCGGCAGAAGAGCUUCUCAAUCGGACUCUGAGUCAGGUUCCGAUGCAGAAGUCACUGUGCUAAUCGCGGAAGACAGAGUGUUCGUUUCGAAAGAGUUUUCGUCUGCGAAAUGUGAGAGAGCGGGAGUGAUGCAAAAUAGCGGGGAUUGUGGUUGCACACUGGUGGGGUCAAUGCAGGAAACACCUAGAAGAGAGUUACUUUAAGUAGAGAUAAUGGAGAGUGUAGAUAGAGAGCUUGGAGAUCCAGAUGAUCGAAGAUCGAUGUGCGCAAGCACCUUGACUCAUAUGUUCAGUCUCGCGCAGCACGUGAGGGUUCGCCUAUCGUGCGAUCAAAUAGAUGUACGAUUGUUUCAAACGGAAAUGUAGUUUUAUCUUAAAGUUUUGAAGAGGCAACAAUGUGGAUCAUGAUUUUUUUCGUA
Physcomitrium patens is the source of this 2803-nucleotide messenger RNA. Its product is annotated as E3 ubiquitin-protein ligase DA2. The record is from RefSeq and is a predicted model, not a curated record. NCBI's taxonomy places the organism in Eukaryota, Viridiplantae, Streptophyta, Bryopsida, Funariales, Funariaceae. Gene Ontology annotation, cellular component: cytoplasm.